AUGUUCUUAGCACACCAUUACCAACAAAACCUUACCAACUGCAACCUAUACAUCUUCAACAUGUCUUCAAUCAUGGAUAACAACAAGAUUACCCUCUAUGACCUCGCUCAGCGUGGUGAAACCAACCGAUGCUGGUCUUAUAACGUCUGGAAGAUUCGACUCGUCCUCAACUACAAGAAAAUUCCUUUCACUACGGCCUGGGUUGAUCACAAUACCCUGGGACCCACACUAAAGUCCCUCGGCGUUCCCCCCAAUACCACCGGAGGGUUUGAGUUCACCGUGCCCACCAUCAAACUUCCGGAUGGGUUAAUGGUCACGGACUCUGCGGUGAUCGCCUCGAGGCUUGAGGGUAUAUACCCUUCUCCAGCUUUGCACCUCGAUCUCGAACUACAGGCUCAGGUAGACCGCGUGGUCCACAUGACUUGCAUGCCUCUCUUCGCCAUCUACAUGCCCCAGGUGGCUCGCGAGCUCAUUGACAAGGCGACUGUCCCAGCCUUUUCCAAGUCGCGCGAGAAGCGCUUUGGAAUGACUCUUGAAGAGCUCGAAACCUCAAAGGGAGCAGAGAAAGCUUGGGUCGCGGCUGAAUCUGGUUUCGCUGCCAUGAAGGAAAUCCUGACUAGCCACAAGAAAGACGAGGGUCCUUUCAUUCGGGGCUCUCAGGUCUGCUAUGCGGACUUUGCUCUGGUCGCGGUGUUUGAAGCCUUCAAGCGCGUCGGGAAUGGCAUGUUUGAGAGAGCGCUUGAGUGGGACACGGCUUUCAGCGACUUGUACCGAGCAUCUCAAGCUUGGCUCCAGAAUGACAUGUAG
Messenger RNA from Colletotrichum karsti, 807 nucleotides. RefSeq names its product putative glutathione s-transferase. NCBI's taxonomy places the organism in Eukaryota, Fungi, Ascomycota, Sordariomycetes, Glomerellales, Glomerellaceae. The record is from RefSeq and is a predicted model, not a curated record. The transcript has a single exon. Bases 1 to 807 code for a protein of 268 amino acids.